CUAACUGCCUAGCCAGAGGAGCGUCUGUCAACGCAGCACUCUACCCCGCCUCCCCCCGCGUCGUAGCGAGAUGGGACGUUCCGGAAGUUAAUCAGGCCGGUACCAACACGUGACCAGGGUGGAGAGCCGGUCCUGCACGUGCGUCUGUGACGCCAUCUCGGCGCGACUCUUCAUUUCCUUGGACUUUUCUGACUGCUCUGCCUUAGCUAUGCCGAAAGUCGUGUCCCGGUCGGUGGUUUGCUCCGACACCCGGGACCGCGAGGAAUAUGAUGACGGCGAGAAGCCCCUCCAUGUCUACUACUGUUUGUGCGGCCAGAUGGUCCUGGUGCUGGAUUGUCAGUUAGAGAAAUUGCCUAUGAGGCCUCGGGACCGGUCUCGCGUGAUUGAUGCUGCCAAACAUGCUCAUAAGUUUUGUAACACAGAAGAUGAGGAGACUACCUAUCUUCGGAGGCCUGAGGGCAUUGAACGUCAGUACAGAAAGAAGUGUGCAAAGUGUGGACUGCCGCUCUUCUACCAGUCCCAGCCCAAGAAUGCUCCUGUGACCUUCAUCGUGGAUGGAGCCGUAGUGAAAUUUGGCCAAGGCUUUGGGAAAACCAAUAUAUAUACUCAGAAGCAGGAGCCUCCUAAGAAGGUUAUGAUGACCAAACGGACUAAAGACAUGGGCAAGUUCAGCUCUGUUACUGUGUCUACCAUUGAUGAAGAAGAAGAAGAGAUAGAGGCUAGGGAAGUUGCUGACUCCUAUGCACAGAAUGCCAAAGUGAUUGAAAAACAGCUGGAGCGCAAAGGCAUGAGCAAGAGGCGACUGCAAGAGCUGGCUGAAUUGGAAGCCAAGAAAGCAAAAAUGAAGGGGACCCUGAUCGACAACCAGUUCAAAUAAUCUGGAUCUUUUUGUGUUCAGACUGGAGGCCAGCACUUAGAUCAAGACGAAAUAGCUUCUUGAUUUCAUGGUCUAGUUUCUGUGUCCCAGGAAAAGAUUGUCUGACCAUCCCAUUGAUUUUCCUACAUUGUUCUUCUUUUCUUUCAUUGAAGUCCUUGACUCCAUUUCACUUGCUUUCUGGAUGGCAGAUUGUUUUCAAAAUCUUUGUAUAGGCCGGGUGGUGGUGGCGCACGCCUUUAAUCCCAGCACUCGGGAGGCAGAGUCAGGCAGAUCUCUGUGAGUUCAAGGCCAGCCUGGUCUACAAAGUGAGUUCUAGGAAAGGCGCAAAGCUACACAGAGAAACCCUGUCUCGAAAAACCAAAAAAAAAAAAAAAAAAACUUUUGAGUUUUCUGUCUUCCUUGUUACAUACUGGAGGAUGGUCUUAAACUUGUGAUCCUCCUGUCUUAGCCUCUCCAGUGCUGUAAUUACAGGAACGCACCACCGUGCCUGGCUUCUGUACCAGUCCUCUUCAUUUGAAGUACCCUUCUUCUGUGAUAUAUUUAGGGCUAGCUAAGUCUCUAGUUUCUAAGGUAGGUGUUUUUUAUUUCUUCUUCAAAGCUAAUACAGUGUUUAAAGAUUUUUGAAAAAGUAUGGUAUAAGAGGAAAGUUGCAGGAAUUAAAUUUAAAAUUAAUUCCUUUUCAUUUUUAAAAGGUGGAUCUUUUAAGAGACUCUGUCUCUGAUCUUCGAACUGUUCUUAGAAUUGACUAUGCUUUGAAUCUUUCUCCUGUCAGUAGAAAUCAGUUAGAAACCUGAAUCUGCAGAAAUAUUUCUGUACUUAAAAUGUUAGAGUUAUAGGUGAGCCAUGCCAUAUCAAACUUCAGAAUUAAAAAGGAAAAGCCAUGUGGCUGGGGGUGUAGCUCAGUAAUGGAGUGCAUGCUAGGCAUGUGUGAGGACAUCCCCAGCACCAAAAAAAAAAAAAAAAGAAAAAAAAAGGAAAGCCAGAUUGCAGAUGCAGGGGUAGGAUAGCUCAGGUCUGAAUUAAAAUAUGGCCUUGCUAAGAAACCCAAAGGAGCUAGUCAGUCAUCUGGGAGAAUUACUGUGUGAGUACACAGGAGGGGGCAUAGCGAGAGUAGCUUAUCUAUUGGGUGUCUUGUUUUACAUUUGCUGUUUGCAGAGGACUGUUUGAAGUGUGUCACUACUUCAGUGAGGUCAGUAUCCACGUGGUUCUUCCCAUAGUCUUAUCUGUUUGCCUGUAAUACGAGGUGUGAGGAGACAUGGAGUGUGUUGCCCUCCUCCUGUAAUCCCUGACCAAUUGCACUUUUUAAGCACCCAGGGCUUGUUUGUGAGGUGCUGCCGGGAAGGAAUUUUCUUUGCCUUUUUUCUGAUUUCAUUACUUGCAGGGAAAAGUAGGUUAGAGUAGAGGUACAGUUGAGCUAGCAAAAGCUCGGCCAAAGAGGAUUGGGGAUUGUGGCAGUGCGCAGAGUGGUACUGCGUCACUGUCUUCCCAGUUACUCCGCAGCCAGUAAGUAGGGUCUUUCUGUGACUAAUUCUUCUUCACCUCAGUUCCUGUCCUAGUUGGGACACAGAAUUACUAUUGUAUGAAUGACCAACUGUGUCCACCAGACAAUGGCCUCUGCCUUUACUCCACUUUAUCCCCAAAUUCCUAUAUGCAAAGCUUGGAUAUACCUACACCACCUCAGAAAUUCAGGCUUCUAGUCUCAGGCCACAGCCUCUGAUUAUUGCUAGUCUCCUGUACUUCCUUCCUUGUAGACCUUUUGAGGUGUGUGUAUGGAUUUGAGGGGUGGUUAUUUUGUUAGUAAUGCAACAUAAUAGUAGUAAUAGCAACAUUAAUACUCCGUACUCUCCACUGAGUCCUUGGUGUGUGUCAGAUGCUAUGGAAAGCACUUUAGAGGUAUUAGCUCAUUCUACCAAUACCUCCUAUGAGAUAACUUAACUCUUGUCAUCACCUUUUUCAAAUGAGCUCCUGAAGCUCAGACUUCAAGUUCCCCAAGAGCCACCAGCCAGUAAUUGGUAAAGCCAAAAAUCUGACUUUAAAACUCAAACUCUUUACUAUGCUGAACUGCUUCUCCUGUGGAAUCCUUAUUUAUAUGUAUAUGUAUAGUUAGAUCAGAACAUAAUUCAUUUUGCAAAACCAAGUGAAGUGCAAUGUAAAAAUAUUCAGCUAGAGAACCCCCUAAAGCAAUUCUGUGGUUAUACUUCUACAUAUUUUCUGAAAUAUUUGCUCUUAGAUAAAUCCCAAGCAUUUCAACAUCUGGCUCAAGUUACACAUUUUGCUUUCUUAUAGAGGAAGAUAUAUGUUUUGCAAUAUGUCAUUAGUAUCAAGUGAGCUCUGCAUUUCAUUAUAUUUUAUUCUUUAUAUUGAAAAUUAUUAAAACAAUCUGAUGUACUUUCUCUUAUUAGUUUCUAGUGUUUUUAUAGCAACAGUGUUUUAAUGUUAAUAAAAAGAGCCAUAUUGAAAUUUUGUAGUCAUACUCUCUUCUUUUUGCAAAUGAUCAACUGUGGCUAAAAUAUGAAAAUGUUGUGAAAUGUUCUCACUCUAAUAGUUGGUGACAUUUGUAAGUGUAACUUGUCAUUAAGAGAAAUUGGAAACCUUUUUUAAAGACUAACCUGUCUUGUUGGGAGUACUGGCAUGUGUGUACAGUUCUAACACUUAGGAUCACUUUUGUUCAGGAGUUCAAGACCAAUAUGGGCACCAUAGCAAGUAAGACUCUCUCAAAAAAUAAAGUAUACAAUAAAAUAACACAAAUAAUAGAAUAGAAUAAACUAAACUAGCUUGCUUUGAUCAUCUUAAGAUUCAUAUUGCCAUGGACCAUAUGUCCUCAGUCUCCUCCAAUUUGUGUGUUUCUCAGGGGUAUCUACUGAUUUUCAUUUAAUUUUCCUAGUGAUAGAUGAUGUUGAACAUACUGCCUUUAAUACAGUUUUAAAACAGUUUGUUAUCUUAACCAUAUUUUUUGUUUUGAGAUGGAGUCUCAUGUAGCGGCUGGCUCUUAUUUUUAGUUUUAGAUUUUUGAAACAGGACCUCAUAUAACCCAAGCUGACAUCAAGUUCUCUGUGUACCCGAGGCUGACCUUGAAUUCCAGAUCCUUCUUUUGUCUCUACCUUCUGAGUGUUGGGAUUACAUGCUUAGUGGGUUUUAGUUUUGUGAUUUUUUUUUUAAGAUCUUUUAAAUUUUAUUUUCUGUGUAUGAGUGUUUUGCCUGCAUAUAUCUAUUAUAUCACAUGUGUGCCUGAUGCCUACAGAGGUCAGAAGAGGGCAUGAGAUCCCUUGAAACUGGAGUCAUGGGUGGGUGCUGGGAAUGGAAACCGGAUCCUCUACAAGAGUAAAAAGUGCUCUUAACACUAAGCAGUCUCUCCAGCUCCUAUCUUUAGAAACAGGAACACCUGAUGGCUGUGGGGUUUUUAUUCUUUUGCUACUAGCAAGAAUUGAAUCUAGUAUCUAAUGGCUGCUGGUCCAGUGCUCUACCACUGAGCUAUAUCCCCCAGCAGUGACCUUGAACUCUCCUUCGUGCACCUCCCAAGUGCUGGGACUACAGACUUGGGCACAUGUAGUGCCUUUCUUUCUUUCUUUA
This is a messenger RNA of Peromyscus californicus insignis, 4447 nucleotides long. It is a transcript of the gene Steep1, whose product is annotated as STING1 ER exit protein 1. Lineage: Eukaryota; Metazoa; Chordata; Mammalia; Rodentia; Cricetidae. The coding region runs from base 209 to 877 and encodes 222 amino acids. The transcript has 7 exons. The record is from RefSeq and is a predicted model, not a curated record.